CUGCUAGUGGACCCCGUUGGCAGCCAGGCGAAAGAGGAAUCUAUCCAAUCUUGAGCUGCGGGCUUGAACAGGCGAUGACGGAGGUAACCAGGGGCUGAGUAUGGGAUGAUUGAUAAGCAAAUUGUCCACGUCAUGGGCGAACAAUGACCUUCGGUCCACGUGCCGAAGUUCCUUUUGCCGACGGUCAGGUGCUUAGCAAAGAUUUCUCAGAGAUAACAUAAGGCUAUCUUUUUGUUGUUGUCAAUAGAUACAUAUAAGAGAGCCAACUGCUGCCAUACAGAGAGCGUCUUGCUCGCAUAUUACUUGCAUGAGCUCAGACAGAUCCGCUUCAAGAGGAUCAGCAAGAGCAUCAGCAUCGAAGGGUUCUCACAGCUCUGCGCCGAUUAUCGAUUCCAAGUCCACCUUUCGACAUCUUGCCAUUGGAACAUUAUUGGCAGUUGCCAUCCUGAUCGUGUCCACGCUGUUUGCCCCCCAUCUGAUCCGUUCACACCUUCCGAGAUCUCUGACAACCUUGUCAAGCAGACAACCUUCCUAUUUCUCUAGCUUCAGCUUUCACGGUACACCGCAUAACCCAUCUUCCGACCCUCUCAGCAGCAGCAGCAGCGGCACCGUCGCCGUCGAUAAUAUGGCUUCCAUUCAGAAAGUCGCCGUGGGCGAAAAAAAGUAUGCCAAAGCUCUAGGACCAGAGAAGAAGAUCAGUGCUGCAGAGGAAGCACAGUGGAAUUCGUGUGUUCAAAGCGUGCUAUCCAUGUUGGAAGUAGACUGAAAUGGUCAUGCGUUCAGGAUGGCAGAUCGCAUGGAAAGAUUCCACAGUCA
Messenger RNA from Kockovaella imperatae, 816 nucleotides. RefSeq lists its product as hypothetical. The transcript has a single exon. Lineage: Eukaryota; Fungi; Basidiomycota; Tremellomycetes; Tremellales; Cuniculitremaceae. The record is from RefSeq and is a predicted model, not a curated record. The coding region runs from base 308 to 766 and encodes 152 amino acids.